This is a messenger RNA of Linum tenue, 246 nucleotides long. Lineage: Eukaryota; Viridiplantae; Streptophyta; Magnoliopsida; Malpighiales; Linaceae. The record is from the annotation of a GenBank genome assembly.
GCCGGCAACAGCCCCGACCACCGCCGGCAGCAGCCCCCCUCGGGAUUUUCUUUGAAUCAGAACGGGGAACGCGUACUGCCUCCUCUGCGGCUGCGUGGACCAGGACAGCAUCGGUGCCUGAUGUACGUGAUGUUGUCGGAGGUGGAACCCAAGUGCCCCAAAUGCAAAGGUUCCUUUUUGCUUCAUGAUUUCCUCAACCGUCGCCACGAAGAACGACGGCCCGCCGCCGGCGGAAUCCGUAACUGA